Molecule: messenger RNA, 1146 nt
Organism: Penicillium chermesinum
Lineage: Eukaryota; Fungi; Ascomycota; Eurotiomycetes; Eurotiales; Aspergillaceae
Exons: 1
Coding region: 1-1146 (381 amino acids)
Source: RefSeq, a predicted model, not a curated record
AUGGCCGAUUACUGUUACCCGCAGGCCUCUUCGACUGGCUCUCCGUGGUGCCCAGAAAAUGCCUUGUAUGACCAAUCCUUCAGCAUGCAAGACCUGGCCCGUGCUUUCCCUCGGCCGCGACAUACUCGUGUGAUGAAGCCGCGGAGUGCAGGGAACAGUCCUUCCUCAGCAGUUCGACGGAGGGCUGUUGGGAAUUCCAAUACUAUGUAUGGUCUGCCCAGCCAAUAUCAGUCCUCGCUGCAGGCCGCUAUCCUUGCAUCCGCUGCACAAAGUCAACGCCCAACUAGUUGGCAUCCAUCGUCCACCAGAUCCCGGGGUAUCUCUCACCCGCCAUAUGCAGCCGGCCCUCUUCCAGAGAACUAUGGUGUCGAUCAAAUCAACGACUCAAGUCUCAACCUUCUGUCCGUUUAUGCCAAUGACAACACCUCCGCCUACUCGAUACCUGAAGGGCCCGCGAUGUCUCCAGAAGGCUACGUUCCUUUCUAUCUGGACAAUCAAGAGGCCACGGCACCUCUGCCCACGCCAGCACUUUCGAUUCCAAGCUCGCAGGUCGAGUCAAUGGCAUGGGACACCGUUCCUACUCCCGCUGAUUAUUCAAUGCAACCAACUACUUCCGACGGCUGGUCUCUCGACAUGCUGUCAAUGGCCAACAUCCCCCCUGCGGAAACCACCUGUCCCAGCUAUGUCAGUGUGCCAUCCCCAGGCGACUUCAGCGGCCCCUCAACCCCCAACUUCUUGCCCAUCCAGCAAUUCGACGAAGUUCCCGCCCAGGCCACAAAGAACGAGAAGGAAGAAGAAUUGGUCGGCAUGGGCCUGUACAAUCAACCGGACGGAUCUUUCAGCCAUUCCCAGCAGGGUCUUCUCGGCAAGGGGUUGAAGCUGGAGGACUCUUUCUGUCCAUCGGACGAAGAGAAGGAUGACGAAGUGGAAGAGGAGCCCGAAGCUGCCCCGCACAUGGCGCCUGAGCAAGCGCCCGUGCAGCAGAUGUCUCUUCCUAAACAGCCCUCCAAGCAGGCUUUGAAUCUGCUCCACCGAUCUUUUUUCUUUGACACAGACGAUCAACUGGAUCAGCAGACAAUGACUGCAGCGCAGCCAUUCGUCAACCUUAACCAAUCGUGUAUGAGCUACGGAUACGGGUGGAUUUGA